Molecule: messenger RNA, 1098 nt
Organism: Ornithorhynchus anatinus (platypus)
Lineage: Eukaryota; Metazoa; Chordata; Mammalia; Monotremata; Ornithorhynchidae
Product: olfactory receptor 14A16-like
Exons: 4
Coding region: 1-1098 (365 amino acids)
Biological process (GO): G protein-coupled receptor signaling pathway
Cellular component (GO): membrane
Molecular function (GO): olfactory receptor activity; odorant binding; G protein-coupled receptor activity
Source: RefSeq, a predicted model, not a curated record
AUGACAAAUAUGGGUGCCUACAGCAUCACUGGAGAAGGAAUGUUCAACAUCACCACUGGGACGGAAUUCCUCCUCCUGGGGUUUUCAGAAGUCCGGGAGCUGCAGCUGGUCCACGGCAUGAUGUUCCUCCUGGUCUACCUGGCGGCCCUGAUGGGGAAUCUCCUCAUUGUCACUGUCACUGCCCUCGAUGAGCGCCUCCACACCCCUAUGUAUUUCUUUCUCAGCAACCUGGCCCUCAUUGACCUCUGUCUCAUCUCCGUCACAGUCCCCAAGUCUGUCGUCAACUCCCUGACCAACAACAGAUCCAUCUCUUUCCUGGGAUGUGUUUUGCAAGUUUUAUUUUUCAUAUCUUUGGCAUCCACUGAAAUGAUCUUGCUCACUGUGAUGUCCCACGACCGCUAUACCGCCAUCUGCCACCCCUUGCGCUAUGAGGUCGUCAUGAACAGAGGGGCUUGUGGGAAGAUGGCGGCCGCCUCCUGGCUCAGCGGGGGCCUCUCCGGCCUCAUGCACAUGGCCACCACCUUCUCUGAGCCCUUCUGUGGAUCCCACGUGAUCCACCAUUUCUUCUGUGAGGCUCCCCACCUCCUGGCCCAAGCUGGCUCCACUGUAAUCCUUAGAGAAGUCAAAGUCACGAUCUUUACUGCAAGCCUCUCCUUUCUUUGCUUCAUUUCUAUCAUCAUCUCUUACAUCCGUAUCUUCUCCAUUGUGCUGAAGAUACCAUCGGUAGAGGGCCGAUCCAAAGCCUUCUCCACCUGCCUGCCCCACCUGGUCGUUGUCAUUCUUUUCCUCUCUGCGGGGGCCUUUGCAUAUCUAAAAUCCAAGUCAAAUGGUCCUUCAGGGGUGGAUCUGUUUCUGUCCAUGUUCUAUUCCAUAGUGCCUCCGGCCAUGAACCCCAUUAUCUAUAGCCUCAGGAACAGAGAGCUGAAGCUCCUGAAACUCUCUGGUUCUGACUGGAUCAUGGCAGAGAUGGACAUUUCAGCCCUCAUUGCAUACCUGCUGGUGUCCGUGUUCUACACGGGGUGUCCCCCUACACUGAACCCCCUCAUCUACAGCCUGAGGAAUAAGGAACAUGAAGGCUGCCCUGAAGAAGGAUCAUAG